Anguilla rostrata (American eel) is the source of this 3304-nucleotide messenger RNA. It is a transcript of the gene ush1c, whose product is annotated as Usher syndrome 1C. The transcript has 23 exons. The coding region runs from base 315 to 2141 and encodes 608 amino acids. The record is from RefSeq and is a predicted model, not a curated record. NCBI's taxonomy places the organism in Eukaryota, Metazoa, Chordata, Actinopteri, Anguilliformes, Anguillidae. Gene Ontology annotation, cellular component: cilium; photoreceptor inner segment; stereocilia ankle link complex. Gene Ontology annotation, biological process: inner ear morphogenesis; sensory perception of sound; retinal cone cell development. Gene Ontology annotation, molecular function: protein binding.
AGCGCAGCGGUUGCAGAGGAAGCGGAUUUGCGGAUUCGCCGCGGCGCAGUCUGGAUUCCCAGGGUUCCACUGCCGCUGUUCCCUGAGCCUGGCUGGAGGACCGCGGAAAAUAUCGCCCGUUACACGCGGCAGUAAGAACCCCAGCUGAACGGUAUAGCCACCUGAGCGACACGGACGUGAGUGACAGGCACGCACGAAGGAGGACGCCACCUUCGGACACACUCCGCCCAGCCCUCGCGCAUCGCAGUUUACACAGUAACUAAGGGAAGGGCGCCGGACAGAGAGAACACGGAGAGGGGGGCCUGCGCUGCACCAUGGAGCGAAAAGUAGCGAGAGAAUUCAGACACAAGGUAGAGCUGUUGAUUGACAAUGAGGCAGAGAAGGAUUACCUGUACGAUGUGCUGCGGAUGUACCAUCAGUCCAUGGACCUGCCGGUCCUGGUGGGGGACCUGAAGCUGGUGAUCAACGACCCGCCCCGCCUGCCGCUGUUCGACGCCAUCCGCCCCCUCAUCCCCCUCAAGCACCAGGUGGAGUACGACCAGCUCACGCCCAAGCGAUCCCGGAAGCUGAAGGAGGUGCGUCUGGACCGGACCCACCCAGAGGGGCUGGGCCUGAGCGUGAGGGGGGGGCUGGAGUUCGGCUGCGGCCUCUUCAUCUCCCAGAUCGUGAAGGACGGGCAGGCGGCGAACGUGGGCCUGCAGGUCGGAGACGAGAUCAUGCGGAUCAACGGUUAUUCCAUUUCGUCCUGCAUCCACGAGGAAGUGAUCAGCCUCAUCCGGACCAAGAAGACCGUGUCUCUGAAAGUCAGGCAUGUCGGAAUGAUUCCAGCAAAGAGCUCCUCAGAAGAUCCGCUCAAGUGGCAGUUUGUGGAUCAGUUUGUAUCUGAAUCCGGGGAGAAGAAGAGCAGUGUGGCUGGAUUGGCCUCCAUCACUGGGAAGGAGAUCAAGGAGAAGAAGGUCUUCCUCAGUCUGGUGGGCACUAAAGGAAUGGGCAUCAGCAUAUCGAGUGGCCCGACUCAGAAACCUGGGAUAUACAUCAGCAACGUGAAACCUGGCUCUCUCUCUGCUGAAGUGGGGCUAGAGGUGGGUGAUCAAAUCGUGGAGGUGAACGGGGUGGAUUUUACUGCCAUGGAUCAUAAGGAGGCCGUCCGCGUCCUGAAGAGCAGCCGGAGUUUGACCAUCACCGUGCUGACGGGAGCGGGCAGGGAGCUGUUCAUGACGGACGAGGAGCGCCUGGCCGUGGAGGCGAGGCGGGAGCUGGACAGGCAGGAGCUGAUGCACCAGAAGAGGGUGGCACUGGAGACCAACAAGAUCCACAAAGAGCAGCAGGAGUUGGAGCGACAGAGGAAGAUGGAGAUUUCUCAGAAGACGGUGGAGGAGGAGGAGCGGUACCGGAGGGAGAUGGAGAAGAUCGAGGCUGCGGAGCGGAAACACAAUCGGGAGUGGGAGGAGGACUGGGGGGCCAGGGAAUCGCCCAGGAGCCCCUCCCCCAUGCCAGCUCCUUCCAAAGCAGAGAGCCCACCCCCUUCGCCCCCGAAAUCCAAGAGCUCAGCGUUUGGCUGGUUUUACCGAUAUGAGGGGAAACUGCCUACACUGAGAAAGAAAGGGAAAGGGAAGAAGCAGAAGAAGAAGCUGUCCAAGACGGACACGCUGCAGGAGCAGAGGAAGAAUAAGAAAGAGAUGGAGUUUGAGCUGAAGCUGGCCAGGGAGAAGGAGGAGAUGCACGAGCGGGAGAAACAGCUGAAGAUCAACAGGCUGGUGCAGGAGGGUUUCCAGAAGUAUGUGGAAGACUUUGAUCCGUACUCAAUGUUCACCCCAGAGCAGAUAGCGGGGAGGGACGUUCGGCUGCUGAGAAUAAAAAAGGACGGACAACUUGACCUUGCGGUGGAGGGGGGCAUAGACUCCCCCCUGGGAAAGCUGGUGGUAUCAGCCAUUUAUGAAGGGGGCUCUGCGGACAAGCAUGGUGGGAUAGUGCAGGGGGAUGAGGUCAUGGCUGUUAAUGGGAAGAUUCUGACCGAUUCCACGCUAGCAGAAGGCCAGAGCUCUCUGGUACGAGCCUGGAACAGUGGAGGGGAUUGGAUUGACCUGGUGAUCGCAGUGUCUCCACCAAAGGAGUAUGAGGAUGAGGUGACGUUCUUCUGAGGCUCUCCCCUGGGCACCUGCCAUGGAGACGAUGUUCAAUGAGGAGCACCGUUUUCAGUCACCACAUUCAUGUUGCUUUAAAAAAAAAAAAAAAAAUUAAAAUUUUUGAAUUUUAUUUUUUCAAAAUGGGUUCAGAUAAGGUCGGUAUGUACACGAUGAUGCCACCUGCAGAGAACUCUGUUAGACGUGUUUGGAGAUUUUUCUCCAAGAUGGCGGCCCGCAUGAUGGCAGUGGUUUGAAGACCAGCAUAACACGUGCAAUCGCUAGCGUAUGCGCUGACAAGGCUACCUGCUUCAGCUGUAACUGACCCCUGACCCCUGACCUGUGACCUCUAACCCUAUACUGCUAGCAUGAGAACACCGCUGUAGGAGCCUGUGCCUCAUUAUACAUCACGUGCAUGCGACCGUCUCCACCCACCAAGGAAUGACACGGCCGCCAAAAUCGCCAAAAUCCUGGAGGAUUAAAACGCAAGGGACCUGUAGGGAUCGUAUCCAAACUCAUCGCUAUUUGUGCUUACAUUUGAACCAGCAUGCAGUAUGUGAGGGUUAGUUUUGUGCCUGGAGUGAUCGGUCUGUGGCAUGGUGGCAUGUAUAAAAACAUCGCGCCCGUUCCCCUCUCCUCGGUAAUGAGUUUGUCCUGCAUCGCCGGGCGCUGCUGGAGGGGGGAAGUAGAGUUUGGGCCGAACGCCUCGUCUGUGUAACGCUGCCUGGCUGGACCGCCUGACGGUCGGCUUUUCUCUCUUUUGCCAAAACGAAUCGGCGCAUAAAUAACCAGUCCUCGCAUUUCUUUACUUUCUGUUUCCAGUGUUUUUUUAAUUUUAAAAAAAUCAGUAAAUCCACAAACGUUUAAUUGCCAUUUUUUGAUAACGAGGGAUUCGUUUUUAAAAGACAUGAAUCACAAGGCUGGAACAGUUUCCUUUAAAAUGAAUCUGUUAGUGAUUCCCGAAGGCUAAACUGGUCACACAUGAUUUCUUUGUAAUUUUGAAAUAUGUUAGAAGUCUUAUGCACUUGAUUCGGAAAUCUUCCAGUGGUGUAAUUACUGUAGCCCUGUUAUGUCUGAUUGUUUAUGGAUGCUUUUGCACCCUGUAUCACGUUACUGAUUUUCAGUGACAAAGGGAUUCAUUAGUGCGCUCAGAAUCAAUAAAGACGUACAAUGACUGAAAA